CACGCUAUCUCUGGCAGUCAUGUGACUCUGGUCACGUGCCCCUUCCGGUACGCCCUUUCACGCACUUUACGGCUGUUGCUAAACGCUGCGAGAGCCACCAGACGGAAGUGGAUUGUGGCGUUUGUUGCCAUGAGACCGCAGGCAGCUGUGGCUGGGAAAGUCUUUGUCCAGAGAGACUACACCAAUGGCACCCUGUGUCAGUUCCAGACCAAGUUCCCCUCGGAGCUGGAGACCCGGAUCGACAGACAACAGUUCGAGGAGACUGUACGGACACUGAACAACCUGUACGCAGAAGCGGAGAAGCUUGGGGGCCAGUCCUAUCUAGAGGGCUGCCUGGCCUGCCUUACUGCCUACACCAUAUUCCUGUGUAUGGAGACACACUAUGAGAAGGUUCUGAAGAAGAUUGCAAAGUAUAUUCAGGAGCAAAAUGAGAAGAUCUAUGCCCCGCAGGGCCUGCUUCUGACUGACCCCAUUGAAAGGGGCCUUCGAGUGAUUGAGAUUACCAUCUAUGAGGACAGAAGUCUGACUGGCAGAUAGGACAGGUGAUUCGUCUUCUGUGUUGUAAAUACUUUUCCGCUGCAAGACCGUCCUCCCUGACAUUCCUUCAGUUGCCAUUCCCAUGUGAGCAGCACAUCCUUACUGUACCUCAUGGACCCAGUACCCCCUUCCUGUGCCAAUCUGUGACCCUGCCAGAUUUGCCCUUUUUUUUUGGAAGAUGGCAUCUUCUCCUCCGGGACCUGAUGAGAGAAGGUUGACUAUGGCUCAGCAGGACGGACAUCAUCCGGUGGGGGUAGUGCCAAGAUUUACACCUCCUUUAAUGCUGUGACUUUUUUUUUUUCUUCUUGCGGUCACUUAAUUAUUUUUAAGUAUAUACAGUAAGGAUGUAUACAGUGAUAACUUCAGGAAAUCAGGCUGGUGUGCGGCUGGACUGUGCUUGUGCCAGGUUGCUACCCAUCAGUCUCUAGAUGGAUUAUUUGUAUUAUUACCAUUGUCAUUUCCCCUUUGUGUUUUCUCUUUUUAUGCCCCUCCCUAUUUUUUUGGAUUAUUACAUUUUUGGUAUUUAUAAUAUAUGUUUAGCAGCGAAAGGUUUGUGAAGGUAAUACAUUGAAUAAGACUGUGGUGGUUUUAAAUACCGUAUUUUUCGCCGUAUAAGACUCACUUUUUCUUCCCCCAAAACUGGGGG
This is a messenger RNA of Hyla sarda, 1183 nucleotides long. It is a transcript of the gene GOLGA7, whose product is annotated as golgin A7. Gene Ontology annotation, cellular component: Golgi stack; palmitoyltransferase complex. The record is from RefSeq and is a predicted model, not a curated record. Gene Ontology annotation, biological process: peptidyl-L-cysteine S-palmitoylation; protein targeting to membrane; Golgi to plasma membrane protein transport. The coding region runs from base 130 to 537 and encodes 135 amino acids. The transcript is spliced from 6 exons. Lineage: Eukaryota; Metazoa; Chordata; Amphibia; Anura; Hylidae.